AUGGAUCGUUGCAAACUUGGUACCACUGAAACCAAAAAUGUAAAUGAUUUAAAUCAUGUAAACGAUAUAAUAUUGAAAUCAGGUAUUGAACUUACCCGAAGUGCAGUGAUAUCUGAUGAAUUUAAAAAAGGAAACACAACAAUUCCACCAACAAUUAAUAAUGAAAAUAAUUUUACCAUAUUUGAAACAACCACAACUGUUUAUGGUGUAUUACUGGCAGCAAUAACAAUAGAAACAACAACAACAACAAUAGUACCGACAACAACAACAACUACUACUAUAUUAACAAGUACUGCAAAUGCUAAAACAAUUACUGAAACAGUUAUUGAAGAAAAUGAUUCUAUUAAUUCUGCUGAUGAUGCUAUGUCUAUUACAACAACAACAACAACAAUAACAACAACAACAACAACAGCAACAACAACAAUAGCUACUACUUCUGCUACUAAUAUUAUUUCAAUUAAAGAUAUUCAUUUACCGAGUAGAACAAUUUUACAAUCAUUUGAAGAUGAAACAUUGUUAUGGUGGAUUAAUUUGAAAAAGAUACUUGAGAAAAAAAUACCAACUUUUCAUGAUAUAACGGAAGCAUUUGAUAAUAAAAGUAAUAUAAGCAUAAGUAAUCCACAAAAAUCAAUCAAUGAUGAUAAUAAUGAAAGUAAAUUACGUUACCUGGAAGAGAUAGUACGUGAAUUACGAGAAAAUCCCAAUAAAUAUAAAGUAUCAGUGGAACGUGUCGAUGAUCGACAAAGUUGGAUCGUUAUUCGUAUUGGUAAUUAUCAUAAGCGUGAAAAUUUGCAUGAAACAAUAUUUACGGAUAUUCCCGGAAUGCUACAUCAAUUUCCAACAAGACGUGAUUCACCGGAAGAGUUAAAAGCAAAUUAUCAUAUACUACGGAUUAAAUUACCAUAUGAAUUUCUCAACAAUAAUAGUAAUACAUUAAAAGGAAGCGAAAUUCAACAAAAUGAAGCACGUACAAAUCCAGAAAGUAUUUCCGGUUUUGACAGGCAACGAUUGAAUAAACAAAAGGAGGAUGGAAUAUUUGAAAAGGUUCCAGCACAAUUUAUUGAUAAACAACAUGGCUAUCUGUAUCAUGUUCAAAUUCAUGGUAUUAAUCAAAAUUUGUCAUCUGUCAACGAUCAUGAAAUGCGACAAAAGAAAAUUAAAAGCAGUAAGAUAGCAACAACAGAUGACAAUAUUAAUGGAAGAAAAACUUCACUGAUUAUUAAUUCAACCUGUUUUGGUAUGAUUGAUCGUCAACUGUUAUAUAAUGCUUCCUAUAAAGAAAUUGAUAAUAUUUCAUUGGAACAGUGCAGAUGUGCUUGUGCUAAGACAUGGAAUAAUGAUGAUAAAAAUGAUUGUAUGAUAAAGUGUAAAAGUUUUCAAUACAGUAAUGUUACACGGAAAUGUUUGUUAAACGAGGAUGAUCAUCAUGGAAAUUAUGAUUUGAUAUAUAAUUGGGAUAAUAAUUAUUUUUAUCGAAUAUGUACUACUGAAGAUAUUAUCAGUAAUGCAAAUCGGAACUGUCAUACAGAAAGAAACACAAAUUUUGUGCAAUUUGCAUUAGAAGGAACAAGUGCUAAUGAGGAUGUGAUGAUAAGUAGUAGUAGUGGUAGUAGUGCUGAUGAAAAUAAAACAAAUCAUUCAAACAGGAAACGAUCAACGAUUGAUCAUCGAUCAGUGUUCUCUUCAUCAGCUUUUCGUACAAAAUCUGUUUAUUGGUGGAAAGAGCAUGGAAAGGAAGAAGUAAGCAACAAAACAAUUAGUGAAGAAGUGAUAUUAUCACCUGAUUUAUGGAGUAAAAUAAUGAAAACAAAAAGUGUUGCGAAAAAUUUUAAAAGUUUGGUACUUGAAAUAUUGGAGAAACAAUCGGAAGAAAUUAGUGCUGAAAAGAGUGAAUAUGAUUAUAAAAUUAAAAUUCAACAUGGUACUACUACUGCUAGUACCACUACUACUACUACUGAUACUGUUACUACCAAUAUUAUAUCACAUGGUAGUCGAGGGAUCCGAUCUACAAGUGAUACAGAUUUGGAAAUAAUUGAGAAACCGUUUGCUACAACAAAAAUUUUCACGGAUUAUACUAAAAUGAUAAUAACUAAUCUGUCAUCAUCAUCAUCAUCAUCAACAACUUCUGAAGAAAUUGUUAAGUCAUUAACAAAUGAAUCUGAAUUGAAAGUUAUUGGAACGAUUGAACAUGAAAUUAGGACGGAUAAUGGCAACAAUAAAAAAUUCCGAGGAUCAAUUAAUGAAUUAAAUUCGAGUAUCGAGAAAUUAGCGACAACUGCUAUUAUUGGCCAACAAGCAACAACAGACAAAGAUUUAGAAGAUGAAAGAUUCGAUGGUACUUCUGAUGAUAAUUUAAAUGAAAAUGAAAUCACAACAGUAGCAGCUAUGGUAACGGAAGGAUCUGGUGAAAUGAUAACCAAUAAAAAACUUGAUAUUCCGGAAAAAAAUUCCAGAGAAGAUGCCAACAAAAUUGAACAAAAUUUGGCAUCGAAACCAGUCGGUGACUGCUUUGAAGUUAUUGAUGGAUUUAUUCUGAAAGGUACUGCGGGCGGACUUGAACAAGAUGUGACACUGGAGGAAUGUCAAUGUUAUUGCGCUAAUAGCAGAAGCGAUGAACGCUACUCUUUUCAAUGUGUUUCGGCAACUUAUUAUCACAACGAACGUGAUUGCAUUUUGAAUUUACAAACAAGAAAUGAUUCUCCAGACCAAUUUCAACUGCAGGACAAUGUCAGUUAUCUGGGAAUGAUUUGUUCAGUAGAAGAAUCAAAGGAACGAUUAGUGAAUAAUAAUUUUGUUCAUGGUUGUAGACAAACUGCUAGCAUUUCAACUUCAACAACAAUACCAGAAAAAAUUUUCAUGCCAGUAAAUACGGAUAGUUGCUUUGUUGAAAUGCCAAAUCAUGUACUACAUGGUACAGCAUUUGCUGCAGAAACUAAUGUAUCUGUGGAUGCAUGUAAGUGUUACUGUAUGAAUGCUGAAAAUCGAUACGGUAUCGAAUGUAACAGUAUCGAGUACUACUUUGAUUCCAGGACAUGCUUACUAAGUAAUUUGAGCAGGAUAACAGAUCCAAAAAAUUUUAAUCAUUCUAUUGUUUACACACUAAUGCAUAGCUAUUUCGAUAAAAGUUGUUUAACUGGAAGUGAUAAAUUUCCAAUUUACAUGAAAGAAAACUGUUUAUCUACAAUGAAUUUGGUAUUAAAGGAUGAAAAUUUAUCACUAAAUUUUCGAGCUGAAAAUGACAACAAUAGAAAUAUUACUUUACACAACGAAGAGACGAAAAAUAUUUAUGAUAGCAGUGACAAUAUUGAUUUGAGCAGUAGUAGUAUGAUUUCCUCAACAAAUCCUUCUCAUUCUAUUCAAUAUACUACUCCUCAAUCAACUUAUUAUGACCCUUCAGAAGAUGUUGGAGAAGGAAAAAAAACGAAGGAAAAUGAGUCGCAAAAUCAUGAUCUGACGACAACUUAUGUGAAAACCACAAUGUCAACAAAUGAUUUUACAACUGUUUCGGAUUCAUUUACAGAGCAUAGCGAUACGACUGCUACGAUUUUUACUACAACACAAACUGAAAUGGAUUAUACUAUUUCUAAUGAAACAUUAGAAACUACGUCACCUGUGGAAAUUAUCAAAUAUUCUCAUCAUGGCAAAUGUAUCUAUUCUGCCAUCUAUCAAACAUCUUUUCACGGUGCUAAAUUAAUCAAAAGAUUUCUAGUUUCCAGUCCACAACAAUGCUUUUAUGGAUGUCAUUUUGAGGGUUGUCGAUCAUCAAAUCUUCUUCAGGUUGAUAAUCAAACAUAUUCUUGUGAAUUAUUCAGUGAUGCUUUAAUUGAUUAUCGUACGGCCGAUGUAUUGGUGUAUGAUAGUGGUAGCGUAUAUUUCGAUGGUAUUAAAUGCACCAUGAAACGUCCAAAAGUAGUUAAAAGUAGUGAUAGUGAAAGUAAUCGUAGUAGUGCUGAUAAUGAAGAUUAUGGUGAUAAUAAUUGA
Brugia malayi is the source of this 3981-nucleotide messenger RNA. RefSeq lists its product as uncharacterized. The record is from RefSeq and is a predicted model, not a curated record. The transcript has 19 exons. The coding region runs from base 1 to 3981 and encodes 1326 amino acids. NCBI's taxonomy places the organism in Eukaryota, Metazoa, Nematoda, Chromadorea, Rhabditida, Onchocercidae.